CUAGUACCAAGGUACUUUUUUUUUAUUGGCAUUGUUGGUACCUUGUGUACAAUAUUCUUCCAGCAUCUAAACGUAAAGCAUUUAUUAUAUAUUCACAAUAAAAUAGGCAUAUAUACUACGACCCCCUAGAAUGGCUAACUCAAGAUUUGAAUAUGUCAAACAAUUUGAGCAGGUGGACAACUUGCUGCCAAAUACCUGGAUUGUGGUUAGACUAGACGGUAGAGGAUUCACCAAAUUAUGUGCCAAAUACAAUUUCGAGAAGCCUAAUGACCGUAGAGCUCUUGAUCUAAUGAAUGCUGCUGCUAAAGCGGUCGUUACUGAACUCCACGAUAUCACCAUCGCUUAUGGUGUUAGCGAUGAGUUCAGUUUUGUCUUUCAUAAGACUUGCACCCUUUUCGAAAGGAGGGCGAGCAAGAUCGUCUCGACCAUAGUCUCGACUUUCACCGCAUACUACGUCCACCUAUGGUCAACCUACUUUCCAGAUACGCCCUUAUCGCCUCCGCUUCCUAGCUUUGACGGCCGAGCUGUUUGCUACCCCAGCGUACAGAACUUACGAGAUUAUAUGAGUUGGCGCCAAGUCGAUUGCCACAUCAACAAUUUGUAUAACACCACGUUUUGGUCGCUCGUCCAGCUGCCCCCCAAGAUGGAUGCCAAGGAUGCUGAACAGCUCUUAUCCGGCACACUCGCCGCUGACAAGCACGAGAUUCUUUUCUCAAGGUUCAAGAUUAAUUACAAUAAUGAGCCCGAGAUGUUCAAGAAAGGGAGUGUCAUAUACCGAGACUACGAACUCGUCGAACCUGGCACCCACGACGUAGCUAAGACCGCCGAUGAGCUGGCAGAAGCAGUGCAGCAAUCUAAGACUCAGAAUGAGAAAGACAGAAAACGGAGGGCGAAGGCGAAAGUGUUGGUUGACCAUGUUGACAUUAUAAAAGACGAGUUCUGGCAGAGAAGACCUUGGAUAUUAUCAAAUAAACCAGGAAAUAUCCCCAAGGAAACACAAUAAAUCAUACUCAAACGAACUUGAAAAGCCUUCUAUCCCAAGCUAGGUCGUACACAGGUCUUUUACGCUUCAAGAUAUAACGCCAUUCCAACACGGCUCGAAACAAGAUGAAACACAAUCUACGAGAACCCGAAGAUGAGAUUGUCGCGCAAUUGGAGAGCAGGGACAUUGCCGGAAUACUCUUGAUUGUAGUUAUCAUUCUCGCCAUCGUCGCCGCUAUGAGCG
This is a messenger RNA of Daldinia caldariorum, 1225 nucleotides long. Its product is annotated as tRNA guanylyltransferase. The transcript is spliced from 8 exons. Bases 131 to 1003 code for a protein of 290 amino acids. Gene Ontology annotation, biological process: tRNA modification. The record is from RefSeq and is a predicted model, not a curated record. Gene Ontology annotation, molecular function: tRNA guanylyltransferase activity; magnesium ion binding. NCBI's taxonomy places the organism in Eukaryota, Fungi, Ascomycota, Sordariomycetes, Xylariales, Hypoxylaceae.